CGCUGUCACCAUUACUCCGCAUCCAGGCCUCCCGCGCCCCUCCUCCCCCUUGUGCGGCGCAGCCAAAGAAGCGUUGGCUGGAUUCCAGGGAGGCUCCGAUCCUGCAGCCACUUCAGUCACGUCUUCACCGCUGGCUCCAGGGCGGCCCUCGUGGCCGGGAUGCCACUGCGUGCCGUGCCAGUCGGCAGUGGACGGUGAGGCCCAGGAGGAAGGGGCCGAGUGCAGGCGUCUGAGGGGGGGCAGCCCGCACCAGGCCGGGGACAUGAACCUCUGCUGGCAUGAGAUCAAACGCAAGUCGCACAAUAUCCGUGUUCGAAUAGAGGCCAUCUCGGACAACAGUGGGAAGCUGCAGCUCUCCCUGCAGGAGAUCAUCGAAUGGCUGACAGCGAAGGACGAGGAGCUGUCGGAGCAGCUGCCCAUAGGAGGCGACGUGGGGGCCGUGCAGCACCAGAGGGAGUUCCACCAGGCGUUCAUGGAAGAUGUCAAGUCUCGAGGGCCGUUCAUCUACUCGGUCUUGGAGUCCGCCCAAUCCUUCCUGGCUCAGCAUCCUUUUCAGGAGCCGGAGGAGACCCUGGCAGAAGGCAAAGAGGUGUCACCCCGCCGACGGAUUCUGAAUGUGAGCCGCUCGGUGUGGAAGCAGGCCAAUGUGGCCAGCGACCUGUGGGAGAAGCUGACGGCACGUUGUGUCGACCGACACAGACACAUGGAGAGGACCUUAGAGCGUCUCCUCCAGAUUCAGGCGGUGAUGGAGGAGCUAGCGGUGGCCCUUGAGCAGGCCGAAGGGGUGAGAGACGCAUGGGAGCCCGUGGGAGACCUCUUCAUCGACUCCCUGCAAGACCACAUAGAUGCUACCAAGCUUUUCAAAGAAGAACUGACGCAGGUGAAGGAGGGAAUGAAGCACAUCAACGACCUGGCCCACCAACUGGCUAUUUCCGACGUUCAUUUGUCCAUGGAAAACGCUCGCGCCCUGGAGCACCUCAAUAACAGAUGGAAAUUGCUACAGGGUUCCAUUGAGGAGAGGCUAAAGCAACUCCAGGACGCACACCGAGACUUUGGCCCUGGGUCGCAGCACUUCCUUUCAAGUUCAGUGCAGAUACCAUGGGAGCGUGCCAUCUCCCCGAACAAAGUGCCAUAUUACAUCAACCAUCAGGCGCAGACCACAUGCUGGGACCACCCAAAGAUGACAGAACUGUACCAAGCGCUUGCGGAUUUAAACAACAUCAAGUUCUCAGCGUACAGAACAGCCAUGAAGCUGCGGCGGGUUCAGAAGGCUCUCAGAUUGGAUUUAGUGGCACUGAGCAACCUCUCCGAGGUGUUCCGGGAGCAGGAGCUUCAUCAGGCGGAGCACGUGAUGGAUGUGGUGGAGGUCAUCCACGGCCUGACGGCGCUCUACGAGAAGCUGGAGGAGGAGAGGACCGUCCAGGUCAACGUUCCGCUUUGCGUGGACAUGUGUCUCAAUUGGCUGCUCAACGUCUAUGACAGCGCUCGCAACGGCAAGAUGCGUGUGCUGAGCUUCAAGAUGGGCCUGGUGAGCUUGUGUAACGCCGACGUCCAGGAGAAAUACAAAUAUUUAUUCCGUCAAGUGUCCUGCAACGGAGGUUUGACAGACCAGCGUCACCUCAGCCUGCUUCUCCACGAGGCCAUCCAAAUUCCUCGCCAGCUGGGCGAAGUGGCCGCUUUUGGGGGCAGCAAUGUGGAGCCAAGCGUCCGCAGCUGCUUCCGCAUGGCCUCAGGAAAACCUGCCAUUGAGGUGGCUCACUUCCUGGAGUGGAUGAGCCUGGAGCCACAGUCGUUAGUUUGGCUACCCGUACUCCACCGGGUGACUGCGGCCGAGUCCACCAAGCACCAGGCCAAAUGUUACAUCUGCAAACAAUGUCCCAUCAAGGGUUUCAGAUAUCGCAGUUUAAAGCAGUUCAACGUGGACAUCUGCCAGACGUGUUUCCUAACCGGACGCACUACCAAAGGCAAGAAGCUGCACUACCCCAUCAUGGAGUACUACACCCCAACGACUUCGGGAGAGAAGAUGAGGGACUUUGCCAAGACUCUGAAGAACAAAUUCAGAUCAAAGCAGUACUUCACUAAACACCCUCAGAGAGGUUACCUGCCUGUUCAGUCUGUGCUGGAGGCUGACAGCUCAGAGACGCCUUGCUCGUCCCCUAAGCUGCCCCAUGCAGACAUGCACAGCAGGAUUGAGCAUUAUGCCAGCAGAUUGGCGGAGAUGGAGAACCAGAAUUGUUCCUUCUUCACAGACAGCCUUUCGCCUGAUGAAAGUCUAGAUGAAGAUCAGUACCUCCUGCGUCACCCCAGCCCAGCCUUGGACCACGACUCGCCCUGCGGGCAGCUCAUGCUGCUGUCUCACCUGGAGCACCAGGACAAGGAGCAGCUCCAGUGUACCCUGGCCCGCCUGGAGAAUGAAAACAGGGUACUUCAAAGCGAGUACCGGCGCCUCAAGUGGAAGCACGAGGAGGCAGCAUCGCUUCCCAUGCUGACGGAGGCCGGCGAGGGCGUGCCGGGCUCGCCGGUGGCGGGCGGCCAGCAGGACGAAGAGCUCCUGGCCGAGGCGCGUGUCCUGCGGCAGCACAAGUCGCGUCUAGAGACACGCAUGCAGAUCUUGGAGGACCACAACAAGCAGCUGGAGUCGCAGCUGCGCAGGCUGCGAGAGCUGCUUCUUCAGCCCAAAGAAGAUUCCGAAGCCAACGGGUCAGAACCGUCGACUUUAUCCUCGCCCGUGUCUGGAGGGGGACACCACGGGGGUGCGGCCAGCAGGGAGACCACUGACACGGAAGCCGCAGGUGAUGACAUAGAGCACGAGCAGGACACAGUGCUGCAGCUCCAGGAGGUCAUCGAGCAACUGAGAAACGUCUUCCCCUCCGAACCGGGUGAGGCACCACGUCACACAUCUAAACACAGCCUGAACGGACACUCACACGGCCCUCGGGCAGCAGGAGCUCCGCCUGGCCCGGUUCGGGUCCCGCUCCAGCGUCCACGGUGACCGCUGUGGUAGCUAAACCCUUAACUGGACCCCUGUGCACUAACAAGCCUUUUUAUCAUGCAAACUGCACAAGGCUGAUGUCUGUUGGGCCCAAGCGGCGCUCGCUGGUUGGCCGGCCGGCUAGUUGGCUAAGCUCCUCCGUAGCCUGCAGCUUGAAGCCGCGUCGGUCGGCCAAAGGUAAACCAGCGUCAGGGAGUUAGCCAAGUGGAGGAUGCUGUGUAUGUGUGUGUGUGUGCAUCUGCACAGAUGUUUCAAGGUGGGAAAGGUUUUCCCAGUGGUUCUCAAACUGGGGUGCUCUGACCCUCCUGGGGUACACGAGUUAUAGCUUGGGACAUACACAAUAGUUUGCAGACGAUCAUGCGUGUCAUCAUCAUUGUAUUCCCCUAUGAUUAGAGGGAAAGGCAUAUGAAUUAAAGUGAUUUUUUUUUCCCAAGAACAAAGGGCAUAUUUUUUAACAAUGUAGUUGUUUUAUUUUUAGAGGAUAAAGGUAUGUUUGCAGAAUAAAAUAUGCAACUUGAUUUUCAUUUGACAAAAAAUGACAUUCCUUGUUCACCUUUGACUUUGUCAUAAUACACACUUAUUUUGCAAAUAUGUUGUUUAAUUUUUAUAGGAUUAUGAGUUUUGAUCCCAACAAAAUAAAUAAUAAAUUGUUAAGAAAAUAAAUGUUUUUCCCCCAGAAAAUACCUGUUUAUCUACAGUAUAUUGAGUUUUAUUUUCUUAAGAAGACACAAGAAUAUUUUUUUUUUCCUUGAGAAAAUACAACUUAAAACGACUUUGUACUACUGAAGCGUACGACCCUUUUUUUCUUUGUGUGUCUGACAAGAGAUUGACAAUAAAGCUGACUUUGACUUCUUCUCAGAAAGAUUAGGACUUUUCCUCUUUGCGAACUAUUGUGAAAAUUACAUUUCGUUUCUUGAGAAAAUACAACUUUAUUGACUUUUUGGGGAGAAAAUAUUAAUUUUUCUCUGCUACUAUUUUUCUGAAGAUUACGAUUUAUUGUUCUUGAUAAAAUGCGACUAAACUACCUAUUAAUUUUUUAGAGAAUGACUUAAUUCUCAUAACAUUACAAUAUUCUUUCACUCCAACAAUCUGAAUUGAUUAUCCCGAACAAUUUAUUUCAGGUUUUUUUUUUCCUGAAUUAUUUUCCCCAAUAACGGGCAACUUCAAUCCAAUGUCAUUUAGGGUUUCACGUGGUUUCCUUUGUUUUGAUUGUGUGGCGGCCUUUCAAAAAAUGUCCUCACGAUCAGUCGUGUGUGGACCUCAAAGGUUUGAGACCCUUUACGAUAACUCGCCUUGUGUGAGAAAUCCAAAAAGCGAGGUUGCCCUGUCAUGUUUUCCUGGCGAAGCGUGCUGCGGUUGCUUAAUGCGGCUGCCCACUGUGCCCGCCGGCAUCUUGUUUACACUGUGCGAGUGACACGUCAUCAGUUCAAUCCAUGAUUUAUUUAUGCCAAAGUGCCCGUGAGCCCUACGCCUGUGUUUGCACACACCAUCGCUCUAAUCCUCUCCAAUCUUGUCACUGUCUUUCCGGUCAUCCCGUACCCGCCAAUUUGCAGCAUCCUUUCAUACGAUCGAUGGCGAGGCGCCGCUUCACCCGAGAUACAAAUGUCCCCUGUUAAAUGUGGUUUCACAUUGCUUUACAUUUUAUUGAAGUCACUUUUACAGAGGCAGCGGUUAUUCUUGUAAAAUUGUCCAAGUCAGUGGUUCUCAAAAUUUUUAUGGCGAGUGCCCCCUAAAAAAAUGUUCUUCCAAGUACCACCAUCAUAGCUAGGGCCUAACCAAUGAAUCGGUGGAUGGAUACUAAUAUGAGCUGAUAUGAGACCUUUUUAAAACAAUAUACGUAAAUUAAUAUGAUAUUAUAUAUUUUCAGAUGAAAUAAAGUGGACUGUUUACAAGAAUAAAGUUGUAUUUUAUCAAGAAAAAAAGCCCCAAACUUUCCAAAAAUAAAGUCAAAAAUUUAGUUUGCACCCGAUUUUAAAGUAAACAAUGCGCAACAAACCCACUAACCCUUCUCAAAUAAUUUUUUGUUGGGUUUACUAUAUCGAUUAAAAUCAUAAUCGUCUAGAAUGACAUCAAGAUUUUAUUUUUGGGCCAUAUCACCCAGCCCGUGUGUGGAUCCUUCAAAAAUCAAUUGAAGUUAAUUGAGAAUCAGUUUGUGUACAUAUGUGCUUGUGAUAUCAUUAUGAGAAGCUUGACUAAUAUGAUGACGGCUGACACAUUGAAUCCAUCCAUGUUGAUCGUUUGCCAUCUUUUGACCAUCGGGGAAAGAAGAUUACAUCACAAUCGUUUAUGUACUGUAAAAAUAUGCAUGAAGCCGUGAUGCUCGGGGAGCUCCUCUUGUGCAGAUCUGACAGACAAGCAAGAAAAAGCUUGGAGGAAAAAAAAAUCCCUCACUCAUGCUCUUUCAUAGGCUUGUCACAACACAAUCCACUGAUGCAAGUGUGGGAAAAAUAAAAUGCUGUUUCGACCCUUAAAACGUAGACUGUGACCUUGCUUGUUUACGUCAUUCUUUGACACCGACAUGUUCGUUGUGAUGAGGUUGCUAGGGAACAGCCCACAAGGAUGCAGCUGCACACAAAGGUGACGCGCUCCUCAUACAAAUGCUAAUAGUCGUAACGGGGCUGCGCUAAAGGCCGACUCUCUCCACCUGCCAGGCCUGCAGCUGUUUUGCUGCCGAGGAUUAUCGUAAUCAUUAAUGUUGUCAUUCAUUCCUAAUCUUGCCUUGAAAACACAAGAUGAGUUUGUUUUAUUUUUGUAUUGCACAGGAAUUAAAUAUCAUUUGAUAAAACAAGUUGUAAUCUUUAUGGGAGCAAAGAUUUUUUUUUAGCAACACUUACCACUGCGUGCGUCUGUAUUCGUGGGGGUAAAGAACACGCUACACAAAAUCUGGUGGCCAUGCUGUGAUGAAAACAAAAACCAAAUUGCUUUUUUUUUUUUGCCAUAAUACUGCUGGUAGAACACAUUAUUUUCAUUAACAUUAAUUGAAAACCAAUACUGCUAUUUCUCAUGCAAUGACUCAUUUAGGAAAAGCACAGUUUGUUUUGGAAAUCUUGCAAAAUUUUAGUGACAAUAUGCAUGCAUACUGCAUACACUUGUCAUUAUAUUCUGCCUCAUGUCUGUUGUUGUGAGUCCAAAUUGAAUCAGUCAAUCAUCUGUUCUACCUUAACACACUAGUUUACACUAAUAAUGUGUUGCAAUUGUUACAUCACCAUGGAUUUACCUCAUUAAUCAUUUCAAUGUAUUUGUUUAAUGGGUUUAACAAUCUUUUGGGAGUGUGUA
Molecule: messenger RNA, 6268 nt
Organism: Syngnathus typhle (broad-nosed pipefish)
Lineage: Eukaryota; Metazoa; Chordata; Actinopteri; Syngnathiformes; Syngnathidae
Gene: drp2
Product: dystrophin related protein 2
Exons: 24
Coding region: 263-2992 (909 amino acids)
Biological process (GO): synaptic signaling
Cellular component (GO): plasma membrane
Molecular function (GO): protein binding; zinc ion binding
Source: RefSeq, a predicted model, not a curated record